This is a messenger RNA of Entelurus aequoreus (snake pipefish), 1847 nucleotides long. RefSeq names its product zinc finger protein 771-like. Gene Ontology annotation, molecular function: RNA polymerase II cis-regulatory region sequence-specific DNA binding; DNA-binding transcription factor activity. The transcript is spliced from 3 exons. The record is from RefSeq and is a predicted model, not a curated record. The coding region runs from base 329 to 1825 and encodes 498 amino acids. Gene Ontology annotation, biological process: regulation of transcription by RNA polymerase II. NCBI's taxonomy places the organism in Eukaryota, Metazoa, Chordata, Actinopteri, Syngnathiformes, Syngnathidae.
GCGCCAUUAAGCUGGAUGCCAACCGCCGUAAGACACGAAGAAGAGAGAACGCGGAAAAAACCCAAAAUGGCGUUUGAUGAAAGAGGCCAAGACGUAGGCAUUAUAUGUCUGUAUUUUUAAUGAACGCAUACAUGUACAUAUAUGUUCUUUAACCGAGUAAAAAUCGUUAAUAAUUGUUUGUAUCUUGAUACAUUAGUCUGAGCGCACUUUGACGCUUCUCGUGCCAUCGUAGCUUAAUUGUUAGCUGCUAACAAACAGAAGUGGAAAUGAUUCAACAUCCCUAAGCAGAGAUCAGAUGUGAGUGUUAAAGUGUUGUGAUUGUGUGAAAAUGUGCGAAAGAACGAUAGCAAAUUACAAGGAGGAACUUUCUCCAACAAAAGAGAAGAAGGAGCGACAACAUCAACUAUUGGACGCCGUUAUUGAAAAACAUCAAGUUGUGUUACACAGAACAGACGUCCAGCAGCCCCCCCACAUUAAAGAGGAAGAGGAGGAACUCUGGAUCACUCAGGAGGAAGAGUGUCUUCUAGGGCAGGAGGAGGCUGAUCUCACCAAGUUUCCACUGACUGUUGUCUCUGUGAAGACUGAAGACCAUGAAGACAAACCACCUGAGUCCUCACAGCUUCAUCACAGUCCAAGAGUCAGUGAAGAACAUCUUCUCCCGAAGCCGCAGGAGGAGCCACAGCCCCGCCACAUUAAAGAGGAAAAUGAGCCACAGUCCACCCACAUUAAAGAUGAAAAGGAGGAGCCACAGCCCCUUCAAAUGAAGGAGGAAGAACACAGCAUCAGUCGGGAUGGAGAGCAUGUUGAAGGACAGGAGGAGUUCCCAUUGAUUAAUGUCCCUGUUAAGAGUGAAGAUGAUGAGGUCAAAGGUGAAAGUGAGGAGAAGAGAGAGGUGGAGCCUCCAAGCAGCAGCUCAACAGAAGCUGAUGGAGACCACUGUGGAGGAUCACAAGCAGACAAGCUUUUAGCUCCACUAUCAGAUAGUGACGACACAACCUCACACUCUCCUGACACCGAUGAUGAAGACUCUGAAGCUGAUAAGACACGUGACACUGACGACACACACUUGAAAUGCUCUCACUGUGACAAAACCUUUAAAUACCAUUUUUAUCUGAAAACACACAUGAGAAUGCACACCGGAGAAAAACCCUUUUCAUGCUCAAUCUGCGGUUUAGGUUUUACGCAGAGUGGAAGUUUGACCGUACACAUGAGAACACACACAGGAGAGAAACCUUUUUCUUGUUCAGUCUGUGGCAAAGGUUUUGUGACGAGUCAAAAUUUGAACGUACAUGUGAGAACGCACACAGGAGAGAAACCUUUUACUUGUUCAAUCUGCGGUAAAGGGUUUGUAACAAGUCAAAGUUUGAAUAUACACACAAGAACGCACACCAAGGAAAAACCUUUCUCUUGUUCAAUCUGCGGUAAAGGUUUCGUAACAAGUCAAAAUUUAAAAUUACACAUGAAAAUGCACACUGGUGAAAAACAUUUUAUCUGUUCGAAAUGUGGUAAAGGUUUUACACAAAGUCAAUGUUUAAAAAGACACACCAGAUUACACGCCGAAGAAAAACCUUUUUCUUGUUCAAUCUGUGGUAAAAGUGUGAAAAAUUUGAAAAUACACAUGAGAAUACACACCGGUGAAAAAACAUAUUCCUGUUCGAGCUGCAACAGAAGCUUUUAUGACCGAUCGGAACUUGCAAGACACAUGAGAACACACACAGGUGAGAAAGUGUUGAGUUGCAGUGUGUGUCAUGAAAGAUUUUCUUAUAAGUACCAGUUGAAGAAACACAAAUGUGCUGGUGACAACAGCAGGAGCAAAUUAAGUUAAAGGAUUCAAAUUAAACGUGCAA